Messenger RNA from Rhinocladiella mackenziei CBS 650.93, 1359 nucleotides. RefSeq lists its product as uncharacterized. Gene Ontology annotation, molecular function: N6-methyladenosine-containing RNA reader activity; mRNA binding. NCBI's taxonomy places the organism in Eukaryota, Fungi, Ascomycota, Eurotiomycetes, Chaetothyriales, Herpotrichiellaceae. Gene Ontology annotation, cellular component: nucleoplasm. Gene Ontology annotation, biological process: mRNA splicing, via spliceosome; regulation of alternative mRNA splicing, via spliceosome. The transcript has 3 exons. The coding region runs from base 1 to 1359 and encodes 452 amino acids. The record is from RefSeq and is a predicted model, not a curated record.
AUGAACGAUCGUGGGUGCGAGAAAGACCCCUUCUCAUCCACCCCCCGAAAUGCCGGCAGGCAGGGAUCGAGGUUCUGGGGUGAAUACGCAUUAUGGGUGGGCAACAUUCCCCCCAAAACCACCGUCAUGAACCUCAGGGACUAUUUUCUCCAGCCAAAUCCUCAGGAUCUUCUUAGCAUCUCAUACAAUCCCGAUGCCAAAUACGCCUUUGUGAAUUUCAAUUCUGAAACCGGCCGAGUGGCAGCAAUUCAACAAGCAGCCUCACGGCUCUUCGAAGGAAAGCGACUCGACUGCCGGAUUCGACAAGAUUCGAUAUCCAGAUCCACCAAGGUAAACUACGGGCUGAACCAGACUGGCCCGCAAAGAUCGAUUUCGAUAUGUUGUGACCAACCCAAUAACUUACGGCAUAAAGUCGAGGAGUUGUCUCAUUUUCCGGAAUCGGAUCGGUCGCAGUGGGGAAAAGAUAAGUUCUAUAUUAUCAAGAGCGUUUCUCUCCAGGCACUGUACCAAAGUCUGGAACAGGGCCAAUGGUAUAUCCCCAAGCGGCAUAUUGAGCGUCUAAAUCAUGCUUUUCAGACUGCCAAUAAAGUGUACUUCCUCUUCAGCCUCAAUGGAUCAGGAGAAUUCUUCGGGUAUGCAUCAAUGAUGUCGGAGGUUCGUGCGGUAGAAGAACCACCACCUACAUCUCACCAAUCAAACGACAUUCACCAGAUAGAUUCCUCAUCAUCAGAAGACGUCUCGUCAUACUUGGCGAAGGAUCAACAAGAGGAGACACAGACAUCCUUCGAAUUACGCUCUCGAACUCCCUCGCUUACAUCUUCCGACUCAUCUACGGACUCUUUAUUGGGACUUGGGUCCAUUUCUUACGAACCCGAGAGGAGAAGAAUCAUCUGGGAGGCAACCCGGCAUCAGUCCACCUGUCUUGACGAAGGACCUCGAGACCAUUCAAGUCUGAUGAGAAGCUCCGCUAAGCACAGCAGUGACCCCUCGUCUACCCCAACGCCAACAAGACUACAAUAUUCCCCCUUCAGUGGACCCGGGAGACCUGUCGAGCUUGGCAACCUCCUCAACACCACAUCACUACUGGGCUCCUCUGGUACCGGUGCCGAUCAAUUACUAUCCAAACUCGAACGCUUCAGCAGCCCAUGCCGCAUCAAAUGGCACUCCACAGAGAAUAUUCCGUUCGAUGAGGUCCGUGGACUCAAGAACUCCUGGAACAGUAACAACGAGAUCCACAUUGCACGCAACGUGACCGCCGUGGAACCGCGUGCGGGUACUGCGUUGAUCAAAUUCUGGCGCGAGAAGGAGGAGGCGAGAAGGAUGAAAGUCGCCGUUAAGGCUGCGUGGAAUCUGUUUUGA